Messenger RNA from Felis catus (domestic cat), 6730 nucleotides. RefSeq names its product arrestin domain containing 3 (gene ARRDC3). The transcript is spliced from 8 exons. Bases 3029 to 4015 code for a protein of 328 amino acids. Gene Ontology annotation, biological process: protein transport. NCBI's taxonomy places the organism in Eukaryota, Metazoa, Chordata, Mammalia, Carnivora, Felidae. The record is from RefSeq and is a predicted model, not a curated record. Gene Ontology annotation, cellular component: cytoplasm.
UAGACCUUGAUUUUCUUUGGAAAAGUACCUUUUCAAUUUUCCUGAAUUCGUGUUAAUUCUACUCCUGGCAUAACACAUAGCAGUUUGAUAAAGAUUAGCAAAGUUGGAAGAUUGGGAUUCUCCUUGACAUUCAUCGUGUGUUAAGCCGUAAUGCAUGCAGGCAUCUGCAAAGUGACUGCAAACUGCACUUAUUCAACUACCUCUGUCUAUACCCGGCUUGGUCUGUGCCAUACGCACUUGGAAUACAUUUCUAUCUUACUUGUAAAUUCUACUUAAAUCUCAUUCAAUAAUUUUACUAAUAAGUUUUCAAAUGAAUUGCUAAAAUCUGCAGUCCAGUAUUCGAUUUUUCCCCUUGUACUCUGCAACCUUAGAUCUUAAAAAACUAAGCUUCAGUGAAGAAAUGGAGUAACAUUUUUAAGUGGGUAAAUAGGUGGUUUUCAUUUUUAGUAUUGACACGCAAAAUAUUUUAAAGAAUUGAUCGUUGUUCUUUGAUAAAGGAUUUCUGUGGCUUAUUUUGACAUAUGGCAUCAACACCCCACGUGUUUUUUCCCUAUUCUUUCCAGAUCCUUUAUAAUUUACAUCAAGCAUUCUCUAUUUUAAAGGAUAGUGUCUAUCAUUAUGAUAGGUUUCAAAUCAGUUUUAGAAGCCAUUUCGGGUCAGUAAUUUUCUUUUCCGAGUAUGAUGCCUAACUUUGGAACGUGCAUUCAAUGAAACCGGUGCCAGUCAAAUGGAAUUGAAAAGUAUUCGGCACAUUGGAUUUGAUUUUUGGUUAGAAAGGGAAGAUGAAGGGUUGUCAAGGGGAGAAGGGGUCCUAAGGUUUCCAAUCUAUUGUUUAAGUGGUUACAUUGUGGAAAUAUAGGAGACUCUAAGCUUGUUUUUCUAAGUUUCCACCCUUUGUUAGAAGCGGUUCAAUCCUGUUUCGGACCAGUUCUGGGGGGUGGUGAGGAGGGGCGCUUGUUCUGCUCUCAGCAGAUUGGUUACACGCGUCAGGUGGUGGCGAUGACUUAAUUCCUAGCCCAAGAAGAAUAUAAUGUUAAAACUGGUUAUGUAAUUUUAUGCUUCUCCUUUUUCAUGCAGUAUUUAGUUCAAAUGUUGACGAUUUUGAAAAAGUACAGGACAUCUUUACCUUUUUUAAUAUUAAAAAAUAUACAUCCUUGAGGAAGUGCUAAUUGAACUAAGGCAAGUGUCGAAAUGAAGGAUGCUUGGGAGUUACAGCAUUUAACUCAUUUUUUUUUAAUAGAUUAAGAUGAAAUCGGUUCUUUGGUUGGGUUUUCACGGUUACACACAGGUCAUUUGUAUUCUGAAAUAAUUUCUAGUUAAUCCUUCUGAGCAGUAAGACUGAUGUUAAAUGUAAAUGCCUAAUGACAGCUUUGGUAUUUGUUGAGAAGCAGGCACACGAGUUUGUGUUUGAACCUUUCUGGACAUUGCAGCUUUUUAUCAAACGGUUAAGAAACAAAGGUUUUUAAGGAGCUGAGGUUUGCAGUGGGAUAAAAGUAGAAUAACGACUUAUGGGGGCAAACGCAGUUUGAUUAGUUACUCGAUGAUUUCACGGUAAAGAAAACUAUGUACCCCGUACCCCAACGAGAUGCCCCUCAACCCCUGCAAGGCGCGGACGAGCUCUUAGCUGGAAUAGUUUCAAUGACUUAAAAGUGGGACCUCUCAAACUAGCCUGGUAACUGAGACCCCGCCCCGGGCGACCGGCGAUAGGCGGAGCCGCGUUUGUUAGCCUGUUGCUAAGGCGAUGCCAGGCUCUGAUUGGAUUGGGCGCGGGCGGGUGGGGAGAGUGGGCUCGCGCCGGUUGGGGCGAGGCUUGGAACCGGCGUGCGCCGGUAAAGGUCCCUCCAGAGUGGCCGCCCCCGCCCGUACUCGCAUCCCUCCCCGAGCUUGUGGAGGCGCCGUGGUUCAUGUCACGGAAUGUUGUCGCCCCUCACCUCGGCUUGCUUGGGGACCCCAAAGAAAACGAUCUUGGGUUUCAGCAGAGUAGAGGGGGAGAAGCUCCUGCUGCCCUUACAGGUGCCGAACGGCCCUGGGCGUAACUUCAGCUGACAAUUCUAUUCUGAAGAACUUGGGUAGGCAGGGUUAGCAGGACCCCGUUUUCCUGUUCUCGGCUGGAAGAUGUCAGCUGGCUUCUGUAAAUGCUCAUUCCCUGAGCUGAAACAAAGCGUGUUGUGGACCUAUGCAGCCCCCAGACCGGCUACCUUGAUUUGACCUGAGGGACAGACCGUAAAGGCUGGCCAGGAGAAGAGGGAAAAGUGCCACUGACAACGAAAGCUGGGGUCGGGGCCUUGGCGAGUAUUCCCUGGCCCCUCCCCAUUGUUUCCCGGGGACUAUGCAGCCCUGCCCACCCCCCACCCCGCCCCAGUUUCCCUCUCCGCAACUGUAAAGGUGUCAGGGUGGCCCGAGCCAGAUCGAACCGGUCACCGGCUGGGGCGUGUAAAGCGGAAGCGCCGCGGUGCGGUCGCCCCGCCCCCAGCCCAGCAGGGUAGGCUGCGCGAACGCGAGCGCGAGCGCCGCGCGACGUAUGCCGUAUGUAUAGCGGGUCGCGCGGGCGGCGGCGGCGCGCGGGCGGGCCGGCUGGGAUCUGCUCGCGCCGGUUUAGGCCGGUCCUCUCCUGCUCCGGUCUAGUUCUUGAUUGACAGCCCGGCACUUGUUUACCACGGCGCGGCCGCCGCAGCUCGCCUCAAUGAGACUGCUGAGCUGGCACAAAAAGGGAGAGAGAAGGGAAGAAAAGGAGAGGGAGGCAAACUUUGGGCGCCUUCGAGGGGAGCGAGUGUACAUGGCCCCCAACUCACCAGCCAAUUUUCAGUGCUGAAAUUCGUUCAGAGGAUUUGCACAGGGGACGAGGAAAAUAGUACUGAGAUAUGAGGGAAUCAUCGUGGGUUUUGAAUAAAAGUAUCCACAUAUAGACGCGCUUUUUUCCUUUUCUCCCUGUGAUGUAAGGGAAGCAUCACGUUUUUUGUGUACCUUCGAUACUUUUUGGUGAGGGAAAGUUAAAUGAUUUUACCAAUCUCGUCUCCUCUCAUGGUAAAUGAUGGUGUCUACACUAAAAAAUGAUGAUAAUUCCGAAGAAGGCUUCAACACUAUUCAUUCAGGAAGGCAUGAAUAUGCAUUCAGCUUCGAGCUUCCACAGACACCACUUGCUACCUCAUUCGAAGGCCGACAUGGCAGUGUGCGCUAUUGGGUGAAAGCCGAAUUGCACAGGCCUUGGCUUCUACCAGUAAAAUUAAAGAAGGAAUUUACAGUCUUUGAGCAUAUAGAUAUCAACACUCCUUCAUUACUGUCACCCCAAGCAGGCACAAAAGAAAAGACUCUCUGUUGCUGGUUCUGUACCUCAGGCCCAAUAUCCUUAAGUGCCAAAAUCGAAAGGAAGGGCUAUACCCCAGGUGAAUCAAUUCAGAUAUUUGCUGAGAUUGAAAACUGCUCUUCCCGAAUGGUAGUGCCAAAGGCAGCCAUUUACCAAACACAGGCCUUCUAUGCCAAAGGGAAAAUGAAGGAAGUAAAACAGCUUGUGGCUAACUUACGUGGGGAAUCCUUAUCAUCUGGAAAGACAGAUACCUGGAAUGGAAAGUUGCUGAAAAUUCCACCAGUUUCUCCCUCUAUCCUCGACUGUAGCAUAAUUCGUGUGGAAUAUUCACUAAUGGUAUAUGUGGAUAUUCCUGGAGCUAUGGAUUUAUUUCUUAAUUUGCCACUUGUCAUUGGUACCAUUCCUCUACAUCCAUUUGGUAGCAGAACCUCAAGUGUAAGCAGUCAGUGUAGCAUGAAUAUGAACUGGCUUGGUUUAUCCCUACCUGAAAGACCUGAAGCACCACCCAGCUAUGCAGAAGUGGUAACAGAGGAACAAAGGCGGAACAAUCUUGCACCAGUGAGUGCUUGUGAUGACUUUGAGAGAGCGCUUCAAGGACCACUGUUUGCUUAUAUCCAGGAGUUUCGGUUCUUGCCUCCACCUCUUUAUUCAGAGAUUGAUCCAAACCCUGAUCAGUCAGCAGAUGAUAGACCAUCCUGCCCCUCUCGUUGAAGGAACUGUGUUAGAUCAACUUGAUGUGGGUUCUGAACUGUAUCUCUUCCCAGCUGGGGACAGAGAAGUAUCUUGGAGACACGUUUUCAGAGGAAGUGGAAUUGCUUUUGCCCAGAAAAAUGGCAGAUACAUGAAACAACCAGUGAUCAUGCUUUAGAAGCCUACAGCAACAUUCUGGGACUGCUCCAACAUGCUUGAAGAUCUAAGCUUUUCUCCUUUAAAACAGGCACAUAUUAAGAGCAGUCUUCUUAGCCUAUGGUCAUACGUGUCAAGACACCACGUUGUAAAGAGGGAUGAUUUCCUUCUUUUGAUUUGAAAAUUUGCACAUGCUCAAUGCUUACAUUGUGCAGUUCCGAUGUCACUACAGCUUUUUUUUUUUCCAUUUAUGCCAGACUCUUGAUACUCUUUAAAAACUUGUUUGUGGUCAGCACAACAAGGAACAAAAGAAAGCUUUGAAAAAACUUUAACAUGAAAAAAACGCACUGACUUUUUUUUUAAUUUAAUAUAGCCUGGACUUUACCUGCGUAUGCACAUGCUCAGAAAUGUCCUACUAGGCUGACCAUGUAUCACCUCUUCAGCUUGGAUCCUAUUGUGGAUUUAUUUACAAACAUCAAAUGCCUUCAAGCCAAUCCUUCUUGCUGUAUGUUUUGCAGCCUACUGUAGUAGAUACGCAACAGAUAUGUGGGAAAAGAGAUAAGAGGAGGAAGCUAAUAAGAGACUUUGUCAAGAUUGUAUACCUUCUUGGUUUCUUUUAAGAAUUUGUUGCCUUUCUACUAUUACAGCAAAGCAGCAUUUUGUUACUGACUGCCUAAAAUCACUUAAUCUCAGGUGAACGCAUCACUUGCCAAACUGUUGGAAUGCUAUUUGUGUUUUGUUGCACUGUUGAGUUAUUUUUUUGUUUUGUUUGUUUGGUUGGCUUUUUGGAGAGGGAAAUUUGGAAAAGGGACAUACACAAAAGUGAUAACCCACCCACAUUCCCUUUUUAUCAUUACAUAUAAGAAGAAACUAGCAGAGCUAAGAAUGGAGUAAAGAAAGGCAGUAUGGCAGGCACCAGCAAAGAGUUAAGGGCUUGUUGCUCUUAAAAAUGAUUGUUAUUUUUAUUAUUUUAAGAGUAUGAAAAUUUUCCAGUCACUGGAAAGGAGGAGAAAGUGCAUUUAUUUUUGUACGGAGUUACUUAAUUACCUCCAAAACACCUAUGUUGGAAAUCAUUUUUGCUGGUGCAGAGUGUUUUAAUGAGCAGGAAUAUGUACACACACACAUACACACACACACACACACACACAUACAUAUUAGAGAGUUCAAUUUAUAUAUUUCGUGUCCUGCUCAAGCUUCUCAGAGCUUGAAAACCCAAGUUUAUUCUAAAAGUGUAUAACUUCAGAAUUACAAGUAUACUAGAAUAUGUGCUGGGAUGAUAACUGUUUUAUAUUUUUGUGGGGUUUUUUUUAAUGAAAGUAUUUUUUCCAUUACCUGAAGAACAUUUUGCUAAACAUGAGAAACAACUCACUUUGAGUAUAUAUAGAUAAGAGCAACCACAUCAGUAAAUUAUAGUUUAUAUUAAAGAUAAUUUACAGUUGGCUCAUAACAAAUAUACCAGCAUUCAUGAUGACACUUAAAAACCAUUUUCCAAGGUACCAAGUUUACCGAUCGUCUUACUUUGGAAGGAAUUCAGCUCUGAUGUUUUUAAUGAAAAUCAGCAUCUAUGAUAUUGCAACAUACGUGUGAAAUGGGUGUUACAUCUAUCCUGCCGUUUAACCCCACAGUUAAUAAAGUGGCUGAAAAUAAUAGUAACUCUGGCUUGGUGCUUGACCUGGUUAAAUACUGUCUUAAAGCUUCAUACAAAACAAAUAGGCUUUUCCAUAAGUGGCCUUUAAGAAAACAUGGAAGACAAUUCAUGUUUGAAAAAUGCUGACAGGGUGAAGAAAGCCCAGCGUAAAAAUGAAUCGCGUUUUAGGUGAUUCAAUAAAGGGUUUGGGCUCCCGUAGCAAACUAAUACUAGAUAAUAAGGAAAUGGGGGUGAAAUAUUUUUUUAUUGUUGUUAAAUCAUUUUGUGAAUGUCCCCCUCAAAAGAAGCUAAUGGAAUAUUUGGCAUAAAGGGCAUUUGGUGGUUUUAUUUUUGUUUGGGGGGGGGGGUGUGUCUGAAAAAUCCCUUUUCUUUUUUCUCUUAUGUCUAACUAGGGAACAAUUGUUGAUAUGCAUAGCAUUGGAAUACUUAUCAUCAUAUACUCUUAUAAAUAACACAUGAAACAAGAAUGACCAAUAUUCUAAUAAUUGGCACUGGGUCACAAAAUAAAAUGUGAUUAAAUUUUGAAUCUAUAAAACUUUAUCAAAUAAAGUUUUAUUUUCCCCAUUAAAAGUUAUUUCUUUACUUAUUUAGAGGCAUUACUUUACUCUUUUCUAAAUAUUGGUCAAUUCCUGACAUAAGAUGUGAGGUUCACAGUUGUAUUCCAGUAUUCAAGAUAGAUUCCUGAUUUUUCAAUUAGGAAAAGUAAAAUCCAAAAUGUUAGCAAAACAAAGUGCAAUAUUAAAUGUUUGCUUUAUAGAUUAUAUUCUAUGGCUGUUUGUAAUUUCCUCUUUUUUUCCCCCUGUUUUAUUUGGUGCUGAAUAUGUCCUUGUAGGCUCUGUUUUAAGAAAACAAUAUGUGGGAAAUGAUUUAAUUUUUCCUAUUGCUCUUCCUUGUGGAAAAUAAAGUGUUUUGUUUUUUUCUUUUUUGUAAAA